CAUGGGGGAAAAUGAAAUGGAAAGAGUGAGAAAGUGGGCCCGCACCGGUCUCCCCCAACUCCCCAUGCUAAUCUGAUAAAGGCUAUCAGGCAUGGGAAUACGAGGAUAUGAUUAUAUGAUCAUAUGCUAUCCAACAUUCCUUUUCAUCGAUAAUGCAUAAACCGUUUCAAUAAUUCUCGAAGCAAAGAGAAACCUGAACGCGCAAGCAGGUGGUGAAGGUUUUCUCCAUCAUUGAAAGAAAAGGUAAAGUUAAGAAUGGCAGAUAAUACCAUGCUGGGGAAUGGAAUUGUUGGAAUUCUUUCGGAGUCUUCUAAUAAGUGGGAAAGAAGGGUGCCUUUAACUCCUUCGCAUUGUGCUCGACUCCUGCGCAGUGGCAGGGGUAAAACAGGGGUGGCUCGCAUAAUCGUGCAGCCAUCCACAAAGCGUAUUCACCAUGAUGCAUUAUAUGAGGAAGUUGGUUGUGAAAUAUCAGAAGACUUGUCAGAAUGUGGUCUCAUCUUGGGUGUCAAACAACCAAAGUUAGAGAUGAUUUUUCCUCAUAGAGCUUAUGCCUUCUUCUCCCAUACUCACAAGGCACAGAAAGAGAACAUGCCUUUGCUAGAUAAGAUUCUAGAUGUGAGGGCUUCUUUGUACGAUUACGAGCUUAUUGUUGGAGAUCAUGGAAAAAGAUUACUUGCAUUUGGAAAAUAUGCUGGCAGAGCUGGACUGAUUGACUUCUUACAUGGGUUAGGAAUGCGGUAUCUAAGUCUUGGAUAUUCUACACCUUUCCUCUCACUGGGUGCAUCUUACAUGUAUUCUUCAUUGGCUGCUGCCAAAGCUGCAGUUAUUUCAGUGGGUGAAGAGAUAGCUGCUCAUGGACUGCCACCAGGAAUCUGUCCUCUUGUUUUUGUAUUCACUGGUUCAGGAAAUGUUUCUCUUGGAGCACAAGAGAUAUUUAAGCUACUUCCUCACACUUUUGUGGAUCCAAGCAGACUUCCUGAGCUAUUUGGUAAGGCCAAGGAUCCUACUCAAUCAGCACGGACAUCAAAGAGAGUCUUCCAAGUAUAUGGUUGUGUUACGACUUCUCAGCACAUGGUUCAACACAAAGAUCCUACAAAAGAAUUUGAUAAAGCUGACUACUAUGCACAUCCAGAAAACUACAGCCCCAUCUUCCAUGAGAAGAUAGCUCCCUAUGCAUCUGUUAUUGUCAAUUGCAUGUAUUGGGAGAAAAGAUUCCCUCCAUUGUUGACUGCUCAGCAACUUCAAGAUUUAAUGAGGAAGGGAUGCCCACUUCUCGGAAUUUCAGAUAUAACUUGUGAUAUAGGAGGCUCACUGGAGUUUGUUAAUCAAACCACAUCAAUCGACUCACCCUUUUUCAGAUACGAUCCCUUCAAUGAUUCUUACCACCAUGACAUGGAGGGUAAUGGUGUGAUAUGUGCAUCUGUGGACAUUCUUCCCACAGAGUUUGCAAAAGAGGCUUCCAAACAUUUUGGAGAUAUUUUAUCUGAAUUUAUUGGAAGUUUGGCAUCUACUACAGACAUUACAGAAUUACCUGCACACUUAAGGAGAGCUUGUAUAGCCCACGGAGGAGCUGUUACCACCUUGUUUGAAUAUAUUCCUCGUAUGCGGAACUCUGAUUCAGAAAAAUUACCAGAAACUCUUGCAAAUGGCCACUCAAAUAAGAAGUAUAAUAUAUUGGUGUCUCUGAGUGGUCAUUUGUUUGAUCAGUUUCUGAUAAAUGAAGCUUUGGAUAUUAUUGAAGCAGCCGGUGGUUCCUUUCACUUAGUUAAGUGUCAAGUGGGUCAAAGUGCAAAUGCUAUGUCAUAUUCAGAACUUGAAGUUGGUGCAGAUGAUAAUGCUGUUCUACAUCAAAUAAUUGAUUCUUUAAUGUCUCUUGCCAAUCCAAGUGAAAAUGAUGGAUUUCUAAGCAAAGAAACAAAUAAGAUUUCAUUGAAGGUUGGUAAAGUCCUGGAGAGAGGAAACAUGAUGGAAUUAGAUGAUAAAGAGAAACCUGGGGUGCUGAUUCUUGGAGCUGGCCGGGUCUGUCAACCAGUUGCUGAAGUUUUGACCACAGCUGGAAGUGUCUCUUCUCGUCAAUUGUUUAAAAUGUGCCAGGAAUCUGAUUUUGAAGGGCAGAGUGAUAUUCAAGUUAUUGUUGCUUCUCUCUACCUAAAGGAUGCAGAAGAGAUUAUUGAGGGUCUUCCAAAUGCAACUGCUAUUCAGCUUGAUGUGAUGGAUCAUGAAAAUCUUCACAAGUAUAUUUCACAGGUUGAGGUUGUUAUUAGUCUGCUGCCUGCUAGUUGCCAUUUUAUUGUAGCAAAUGCUUGUAUUGAGCUCAAAAAGCAUCUAGUCACUGCUAGCUAUAUUGAUGAUUCCAUGUCAAAGCUAGAUGAAAGGGCAAAAGGUGCUGGUAUUACAAUUCUUGGUGAGAUGGGCUUGGACCCUGGAAUAGAUCACAUGAUGGCAAUGAUGAUGAUCGACCAGGCACAUGUCCAAGGAGGGAAAAUAAGGUCUUUCAUUUCUUACUGUGGGGGACUUCCAUCCCCUGAAGCUGCAAACAACCCAUUAGCAUACAAAUUCAGUUGGAACCCUGCAGGAGCUAUCCGAAGUGGGCGAAAUCCUGCUACCUACAGAUCUCAUGGGGAAACGGUAUCUAUUAAUGGAGAGAGUCUUUAUGACUCAGCUGUGAGUUUCCGGAUACCUGAUCUUCCAGCUUUUGCAUUGGAAAUUCUUCCAAAUCGUAAUUCUUUGGUUUAUGGAGACUUGUAUGGAAUUGACCAUGAAGCAUCUACCAUCUUUCGUGGAACCCUCCGUUAUGAAGGUUUUUCUGAGAUAAUGGGGACACUGGCAAGAAUUGGUUUCUUUGAUACUGAAGCCCAUCCGAUCCUUACACUCACAAAGAGAUCGACAUUUGGAGCAUUCCUGCUUGAACUUCUUAAAAUUAAAAGUGAAGACUUUGAUGGAACUAUGACUGCAGAGGACAUCAAAGAAAGGAUUCUUGCACUUGGACUUUGCAAAGUGCAAGUAACGGCAUUGAAGACUGCCAAAACCAUCUUAUAUUUGGGAUUUCACGAGCAGACAGAAAUCCCUGUAUCAUGCCGAAGUGCAUUUGAUGUUGCCUGUCUCCGCAUGGAAGAAAGGUUAGCCUACUCUAGUGAAGAACAGGACAUGGUGCUUUUGCAUCAUGAAGUGGAGGUAGAGUUUCCUGAUGGCCGGCCUGUUGAGAAGCAUCGAUCCACCUUAUUGGAAUUCGGGAAGACUAAAAAUGGCAAAACAACCACUGCCAUGGCUUUCACUGUAGGAAUUCCAGCAGCAAUCGGUGCUCUGCUCAUACUUGAAGAGAAGAUCAAAACAAGAGGGGUUUUAAGGCCGAUUGAACCUCAAGUAUAUGUGCCAGCCCUUGAUAUUUUACAAGCAUAUGGUUUGAAGCUGCUGGAGAAGACUGAAUGACCUGGAUUGUUCUGUUCGAUACCUAAGUAAUAAUGGGUCUCCUACUGGAAAUGACCUCAUGAAUAAACAGGUUUCUCUUGGGCAAAGUGUUACUGAUCAUAAAAUUGCAUUAUCUGAUUACACAACUGCAGUGUUCAUAUGAUCAUCUCCAUAGAUUAAAAUUUAUUCCUAUUUAUGUAAUAAAAAGAUCCGUAGAAUUAUAUAUGUGCAGUGGAGAAAUAAUAAAGUUAUUCUAAACCUAUUCCAUAAA
Molecule: messenger RNA, 3679 nt
Organism: Vitis riparia (riverbank grape)
Lineage: Eukaryota; Viridiplantae; Streptophyta; Magnoliopsida; Vitales; Vitaceae
Product: alpha-aminoadipic semialdehyde synthase
Exons: 27
Coding region: 256-3429 (1057 amino acids)
Cellular component (GO): cytoplasm
Molecular function (GO): saccharopine dehydrogenase activity
Source: RefSeq, a predicted model, not a curated record